Molecule: messenger RNA, 1607 nt
Organism: Osmerus eperlanus (European smelt)
Lineage: Eukaryota; Metazoa; Chordata; Actinopteri; Osmeriformes; Osmeridae
Gene: rlbp1b
Product: retinaldehyde binding protein 1b
Exons: 8
Coding region: 142-1065 (307 amino acids)
Cellular component (GO): membrane
Molecular function (GO): phosphatidylinositol bisphosphate binding
Source: RefSeq, a predicted model, not a curated record
AUCCGGAGUGACGUAAUAAGCCCAGGCACUACAAAUCCUGUGGCCCCUCCAUGCAGCUCCCCACAGACUCCUGUGACUCUCUGCAGUGCCCAGGGCCUCUCAGCUCCAGUGUGUCCAAGGUUGCUUUGAAUACCAGAAGAAAUGGCUGUCGUUACUGGAACAUUCCGUAUGGUGUCGGAGGAGGAGCAGGCCCUCAGGGCCAAGCUGGAGCGCCUUACGGUCAAGGAUCAUGGCCCUGUGUUCGGACCGUGUGCUAAGCUUCCUGACCACACCAUGCAGAAGGCCAAAGAUGAGCUGAACGAGACAGAUGAGAAGCGAGUGUCAGCAGCCAAGGAGCUGCGGGCCAUAAUCAAGGAGAAGGCGGAUGCAGGAGACGAGUUGGCCAAGGGGGUGCAGGACACCUUUGGGGAGAAGCCCGACUCUACACUGGUGCGCUUCAUCCGUGCCAGGAAAUAUGACGUGCCCAGAGCCUUUGACCUCAUGAAGGGUUAUGUGCGCUUUAGGAAGGACUACCCUGAGCUGUUUGAGAACCUGACCCCCGAGGCGGUGCGAAGCACCAUUGAGGCCGGCUACCCAGGCAUCCUGUCCAGCAGGGACAAGUACGGCCGCGUGGUGCUUCUUUUCAACAUCGAAAACUGGGACUACGAGGAGAUCACCUUUGAUGAGAUUCUGCGUGCCUACUGUGUAAUCCUGGAGAAGCUUCUGGAGAACGAAGAGACUCAGAUCAAUGGCUUCUGCAUCAUUGAGAACUUCAAGGGCUUCACCAUGCAGCAAGCCUCUGGCAUCAAACCCACUGAGCUUAAGAAGAUGGUGGACAUGUUGCAGGACUCCUUUCCUGCCCGCUUCAAGGCCGUGCACUUCAUCCACCAGCCCUGGUACUUCACUACCACCUACAAUGUGGUCAAGCCCCUCAUGAAGGGCAAGCUGCUGGAGAGAGUGUUUGUUCAUGGAGAUGAGCUGGACAACUACUACAAGGAGUUUGAUGCCGACAUCCUGCCCUCUGAGUUUGACGGCAAGGGCUCCAAGUAUGAUGGCAAGGCCACAGCAGCAAAGCUGUUUGACUGAACAUCAAACCCCCCGCAACCGCUCUGAACCGGGAUGAGACCUUCUUACACACUUGCACAAUUGGAGCAACAAACUGAACUUCAAUCUAGCAGAGUGGCUUUAGAACAAGUUAUGUAUAAAAUAUUGUUAUGGGUGCUUAUUGCCUUGUUGAUUUCAAUGUCAAUGGCCAACAAAACCCUUUCAACAGCACAGAAACCAUUGUAGCAUUAGCUUUGCCUUGUGGGCUGUUAUCAUUAUUUUGAGGCCCUCUACAAUCAAAUUCACACUAUGUUGUUCAGAUAAGAUUGCCUUUUUCUGUGCUUUUGUUAUGUCCUUUAUUUGACCCACACAAAAUCAACAGGCGCUAGUAUUUAUGAUAAACCUUAUUUUUCAGUAGGCCCCCAUCCUUAGGUAAGCCUCAAAUCCAACAAGUGCCUGUCUAGUCUAUUCUUUUGGUUUCAUUUGGAAAUGUAUAUGACGGACAAAAAUAAAUCCUAAUUUGGUGCAGGGGCUUAACAAUGACACCUCUGAAAAACUGUACAAUAAAGUGUAUAUAAAGAUGA